CGAGGCCGCCGCUGGGGUCCCGCGCCCCCUUGGCAGCCCCCGCCGGGAGGCUCAUGGCUCUGCUGGGGAGGCUCGACUGGCAACCCGGGCCAACGCGUGCUUUGCAUGGCCGGCGGAAGAGAAUCCCUGUAUGGGGCAAGAAAGCAGUUUGAAUAGGGACGAUACGUCUGGGAAGAUGGAACUGGAAUGUUUAGAGCCGUUUCUCCUCUUUAUUAUGGCGCUCUUCAUUCUAGGCUUUUAAAACCCCUUUCCACCACUCCUGCUCCAGCUCAGCUGCCCUCUGCCAGACCCUUUACAACAGGCAGGUUGGUCGGCUCUGCUAGCGAGACCCCCGACUCUGGGCUUCCCAGUUCCAUUGAGCGCAUCUCAGGGCUUUGGGGCUGUGUACAGGACUUCUCCAGAGACACCUCGGCGUGUUCCUACUCAAGGGAAGAGGGGAGCCUCAUGGAUAAAAGCAGCGUUACAUCCGCGCCUGGAAUCUAGCUACAACGCGCCCUGGGCAGCUUCCCCAGCCAUGCGCGCGUGUGUGCGCCCUUGGCAGCCGAGAGCUUCCUCCAGCUAUUCGUGUGCGCCCUGGAGGAGAUCCAGUCCAACCCAGAGCUCAGGGAAGGAGUGGCUCUGAGCUGCGGGCUGCCUCCUGAGUGGCUGGCUCUGAGCCUCCCAUAAUGAAAGCCCAGGCUCCCAAUCCAUCCCUGGGGAGGAGUUAUGAUAAUACUAUUGCCAUUAAGGGCGUCUGGGCAGGGGAAAAAAACCUCAGUGACCAUUAGAGGGAAGAUUAGUCUUGCACCAAUCUUCAUGCCUGGCAACUAACAAAAUCCACCCGGGGGAGCUGCUCAUCCCCAGCACAGACUUGGAUAUUUACUGCUUUUGGGGCUGGGGAUCUUUUCUGAUCUACUAUAUAUAUAUUUUGGACGCUGGACGCCAUGUUGUGGAAACUAGCAGAUAAUGUCAAAUAUGAAGAGGACUGUGAGGACCGGCACGACGGGAGCAGCAAUGGGAACCCCAGGCUCCCCCACCUUUCCGCCGUCAGCCAGCACUUGUACAGCCCGGCUCCCCAGCUCUCCCAUUCCGGGACGUCCGACUUCCAGCCCCCCUACUUCCCACCCCCCUACCAGCCUCUGCCUUACUCCCAGUCCAGCGAUCCCUACUCCCACCUCGGGGACCCCUUCUCCAUUAACCCGCUCCACCAGCCGCCUCCCCCGCCGCCUAGCCAGCAGCAGGCUGCCUGGCCCAGCCGGCAAAGCCAGGAUCCCACCGGCCUGAUCCAUCACGCCAGGCCCGGCCUGGUCCCUCAUCUCUCGGCGCUGGAGAGCGGCUCGGCCGGGGGCAGGAGGGAAACCUACAGGCGCUCCGAGCUCCUCCUGCCCCACGGACACGGGCUGGACGCUUCCACGCUGGCCGAGAACCUGGGGCUGCACGAGAUGGCUCAUCAGAUGGAGGAGGUGCCGAAUGUGGAAGAUCAACACUUAUUAAUGCAUGACCAGACAGUCAUUAGAAAAGGUCCCAUUUCAUUAACAAAAAACAGCUCGCUGAGUCUCCCCUGCCAGAAGGAUGGAUUAAUUGGAGUGGUGAUAAACCCCAAUGAAGUGUUUUGUUCUGUUCCGGGGAGACUUUCUCUGCUGAGUUCCACAUCUAAAUAUAAAGUGACAGUAGCAGAGGUUCAGAGAAGGCUCUCACCUCCAGAAUGUCUAAAUGCCUCCUUGCUAGGAGGAGUACUCAGAAGAGCCAAAUCUAAAAAUGGUGGCAGAUCAUUAAGGGAAAAACUGGAUAAAAUUGGCUUGAAUCUUCCAGCUGGUAGAAGGAAAGCUGCAAAUGUGACAUUAUUGACAUCUUUGGUGGAAGGUGAAGCUGUACAUCUUGCUCGUGACUUUGGUUAUGUAUGUGAGACAGAGUUUCCUUCCAAAGCAGUGGCUGAAUAUUUAACCAGACCACACUUGGGCCGUAAUGAGAUGGCUAACAGGAAAAAUAUGCUUCUUGCUGCAAAGCAGAUAUGUAAGGAAUUCACAGACCUCCUCACUCAGGAUAGAACUCCUCUUGGAAACACUAGACCUAGUCCAAUCUUGGACCCUGGCAUCCAGGGCUGUUUGACUCAUUUUAGCCUGAUCACGCAUGGCUUUGGGAGUGCUGCCAUCUGUGCUGCCAUGACUUCCGUCCAGAACUACCUAAAUGAAGCAUUAAAAAUAGCAGACAAAACAUAUAUGAACACUGGCGACCAAAGUCCUGCAGAAACCAACAAAAACAUUGAUAAAAUGGAUAAGCACAGGAAGUAAAAUGAGGGAAACCAGACUUUCAAACUGUUCCUCCAAAACACAGACUGGGAUCUUCUUGCCUACAGGGCAUGUAGAAAUUUGGUUACUUUUCCUUCCCCCCUCUCUCUUUAAAACAACAAAACAUCUUAUUCAGGAUCUUCACUCCCUCUGGAUCUGUAAGACAAGUCUUUCUAAAGCUGCAGUACCUCCCUUAACUGUGGAAUCCGUUACCAGAAGAUAAGUACUGGUGAAGUGUAUUAAAAUCCUUUGCUGUUAAAGUGGUGCUAUAAAGUCUUUGGUGGAAAUAUACUAAGAGAGAUGUAGAGUUUUCAAACAUCUAAAUAUCUAGUGGUGACAAGCUACCGUGUAUAUUUUUUGAGAUAUAGAUUUUGGAUGGGAUACUCUUCAUUAUCUGGAAAAACGUCAGGUUUUUAGUCUUUAAAGCCAACAAUAACUAUAAUGCAGUAUUAAACAAGGUAUUUAGAUUUAUGUGCAUGGUGUAGUUUAUAAACACAUGACAAACACCAAGAUCAUUCUGCUUUGCUUUAUUUUCAGAUGACCGUAGGGAAAAACUGAUAUCAGCGUAAAUGAAAGAGCUAUUUGAUGCAUUUGACAUGCUUAUUUUAAUUCUUAUUUUUUAUGGAAAUAUCCAGGCUUUUAAAAAUUGCAGUUGCCCACAGUGGAAAUUCUUUUUUUUUUUUAAACAAACAAAA
This is a messenger RNA of Mauremys reevesii (Reeves's turtle), 2962 nucleotides long. It is a transcript of the gene TFAP2C, whose product is annotated as transcription factor AP-2 gamma. The coding region runs from base 924 to 2270 and encodes 448 amino acids. Gene Ontology annotation, biological process: anatomical structure development; regulation of cell population proliferation; regulation of transcription by RNA polymerase II. The transcript is spliced from 8 exons. Gene Ontology annotation, cellular component: nucleus. Gene Ontology annotation, molecular function: DNA-binding transcription factor activity, RNA polymerase II-specific; RNA polymerase II transcription regulatory region sequence-specific DNA binding. The record is from RefSeq and is a predicted model, not a curated record. Lineage: Eukaryota; Metazoa; Chordata; Testudines; Geoemydidae.